This is a messenger RNA of Varanus komodoensis (Komodo dragon), 1573 nucleotides long. RefSeq names its product epithelial membrane protein 3 (gene EMP3). The record is from RefSeq and is a predicted model, not a curated record. The coding region runs from base 284 to 775 and encodes 163 amino acids. Gene Ontology annotation, cellular component: plasma membrane. Lineage: Eukaryota; Metazoa; Chordata; Lepidosauria; Squamata; Varanidae. The transcript has 5 exons.
UGACGAGCCAUUUGAGGGGCCCCUGUAUGGGACUGGUAGAGCUGGCAGCAGCGAUGCAGCCCAGCUGUUGCUUCCACCACCCCUGGCUUGCCCAGUGCUCACAUGACUGUGCAACAUCUGGAUCGUAUUAGGCAAGGCCUAAAGCCACAGGAAUGUGAACUGGGUGGAUAAGCCCAGAUCCUGGCUUCUCUGAGAGGGAAUACGCUGAGUCCAAGGAGGGGCUCAGAGAUCUGGACAUCCUGGGACAAUCUGGAACGCACCCAGUGAGCAUUCAGCUGACAAGAUGAGCUUCCUCCUUUUUGCAGUCACUGCCCUGCACGUCCUUAUUCUCAUCUUACUCUUCGUAGCCACAUUAGAUAAGUCCUGGUGGGUUCUGCCUGAUAAUGAAACAGUUAAUAUCUGGUAUGACUGCUUGCUUGACAACAGCACCAAGACCUGGGUUUGCCAUACUGUUUCUGAGAGUGCAUGGCUCCAUGCAGUCCAGGCCUUCAUGGUUUUAAGCCUUCUCUUCUCCAGCUUCGCCUUUAUUAUCUUCAUGUGCCAGCUUUACACCAUGAAGCGAGGAAGCCUCUUUUACGCCACUGGAAUCUGCCAGAUACUUGCUUCUAUCUCUGUGUUUGUAGCUGCUGUGAUCUACACUACCCAAGUGGAUGUCUUCCAACAAGGCCGGCUGCCAGGAGGUUCCUUCGGCUACUGUUUUGUACUGGCAUGGCUCUCCUUCCCCUUGGCUCUUAUCAGUGGAAUCAUUUACAUCCACCUUCGGAAAAAGGAGUGAUCCUCAACUGAGAGAUCCUAUGCCUCUGAAUUUAGCUAUGUAUUAACUCUUUGCUGUUUCCAAAGGCCGGUGUGGCACAAACUCCUAUUAGGUAUAAUGUGUGGCUUGACCCAUUGGGGUUAUUGCUCUGUGCUCCUUUUCAUGUUAUCAUGCAUUUCACAUGAUAUGGCAAGUUAAAGGUGUGUCAUCUUACACAGGGCAUUGCCUUGAUUUCUGAGAUAUCAUGCACUAAGCAUGUGAUUUUUUUGCUGGCAAAAUGAUGUAUCAUGAUUCCAUGGUAUAAGCCUAUUCAGGGAAUAACUCUGUGUUCCCCAGCUAGAAAUGAUUGCUUAAAACAAAAUUAUAUACAUGUGAAAAUAGAAUAACUUUUAGUUUUCCAAAAUAGAAGUAUAUAUCUUUUUCUGGGUUUUUUAUAAUAAAUUUGGCCUUUUUGAUAUUCUUCAGUGUGACCAAUGUUUUCUUUCUAAAAACCACCCUUUAUUUUUAAUGCUUUUAUAUUACUAAUGUUGGUGGUGGAGGUGAAAAAAUUGUGGGUUGAAUGGGUUAAUUUCCAAAUAUUUCAGUAUUUUCAGAUUUGGCAAAACAGAAAUGUAAAUUCUGAUACAUUCCAGUUGGAAGUGCUGAAACCUUUUGAAAUGUUAAGAAAAAAAUGACAGAAAUGGGAAAGUUGCAUGUCCAAAAUGCUUUUGUUUAUUCAGAAAAGUUUUUCAUGAACUGAACAUCUGAAACUAUCACUUGUUUCUUUACUGGUGGAGCAUUGUAACAGAUAUUGAGGACAUAUAAAGGUAACACAGCUCA